UUGUGCUUAGUUCGUCUGGCAUUUCAUAAUGACGGAAUUCCAGGAGCCAUUUUCAAAAAAAGAAAUUUUCAAAAGACAUGGAUUCCGAUUUUUUUUGUAAAGACAUCGAAAAAAGGAACAAAGGCACUAACCGUUUACCUAUCCCAUUUGAGCAGAAAUUUGGCUCCUCACUCAGGACCAAAUUCUGAAUCACUGAAGCAGAUUUUUCGAUUUUUAGUGAAUGCUUGAAAAUGACAGAAAUAGCCCAUUGGAAUCAACACGGAACGAUUUUCCUAUUACUGCUGAUAUCCUCAUUAUCGGGUGACAACUUACCAAACACAAGUGAAAGUUCAUUGCAAAGCAAUGUAAGUACUAUCGCGUCUGAUGGCACAAUACUCUGUGAUCCAUCUGUAAACAAUUCAACAUGCGCCACGACGACAUCUACUGCAGCUCCAACAGUUACAGUGAUCCAGCAGGAGAUCGAUUCAAUGAGAUUAUGCUUGGCUUUGAUAUUACUUCUAUUGGCUUUAACUUCCUCAGGCUUCCUUAUAGCCUACUUGAGAACCAGUUUUAAAAAAAAGGGACCGAAAACUUUACUGCUUAAGAUCACAAGUUCAUAUUGUGUUACGUUGUUAUUCUUGUACAUUGCUUCUGUAAUAUCGUUUAUCCUCUUGAAUGUACCACCAUUAGAGCGCAAUACAGAUAUAUAUUCACGGGUAGCCAAAACAAUCAUAGAAUAUAGUGUUUAUAGUUUAUUCUUAUGGUCGUGCUUCAUAACGUACGAAUGUUGGCAAUGCUUCAUCAGAUUCAAAGAUUACAAAGUUGAUUCUAAUCAGUCGAAGAGACGACGUCAGAUGGACUACUUAAUUCGAUGCUGCUUCGCCUGGAUUACGCCGAUAUUAAUGCCGAUUAAUUCUUCUUUCUGUCCGUUCCCGAACGCAAACCAACCCGACAUCACGCAGUCAACCAACAAUGACACACUAAUGAGUUUUCUACGUUGUCCUAAAAUUAAUAACACUAACAUAAACGACACGUUGCUAUAUUGGGCUGAUUUCGUGGUCGAUCAAAAUUCAUCAUCGCCAAUAAAUCUAACGGUUACAGUUGUCCUAGCCAUGUGUAUUAUACUUCCAUUUGUGCACAUCUGCGUUCGUUUUCGAUCACUUCUUAUAGAAGUUGGCGAUGCAGAUAUGAAUAACUCGAAGAAGAAGAGACGUUAUCGGUACAUAGUUUAUGCAAAAUUAUUAUGUAUUACUGGCGCAUUCUGGGUUCUAAGCUCUUUCUUAAUUUUCUUGGAUAACCUUUGCCCUUCUAUCGGUAUAGUCGUAUGCUUUUUGUUAACAGCAUAUGGUAUAUUGUUAUGUAUUAGUUUGGGUAAGAAAAACCACUCGUUUUACAACAUUCUUCGGGGGCAUAUGAAUCGAGUUUUUAUUCGUCGUUUUCCUGAUAGUGUUAGUAUGUCCCAAGUGCGCAUGACAAGAUAAUGAUAAGUAAAUAGUAUCAAAUCAAGUAUAAGUUGUACUUUAACCAAGAAAACAAUAAGCACUUUUUUUUUCAUUUUCGCGUUGUAAAAAUGUUUAUUUUCAUAAAAUGUCUAAUGUAAUGGAGAUGAUUUGAAUAAACAACAUUCUUCUUUGCUUAGUUUACUACAGUUUUGUGUAGGCCUAUUGAAAUGUAAGCAAAUAUUAAAUAGGUGAGUAUUUCUUUUAAAUUAGAACAUAUAUAAAAAAUGUAUCACAGGCUAUUAGGCCAAGUUCAUACUGAAAUGUGUAACUAUUUGUAGAGAUUUUAUUUAAAUACGAAUAUUAACUACCUUCUGUAAGAUUUUAGAACAUUUUUUAAAAUUGGAUUUUAUUCUUUUAUCUUUAUUACCCCUCAUUAUGUUACAAGUUUUGUAUUCCUUUCUUCCUACCUCAAAAGGGUUAGGUUUGAUAAUGAAUCUUAGUGAUGGGUUACUUUGUUAGUACCUAUGUAUAUACAUGUAGUGAGGUAUUCAUAUUCCAGAAUUUGUUUACCCACUUCAGUAAUGACUAGAAUUCUGAAGUCCAUUAUAAGUAUUGCUCUUGUAAUUUUUUGUAAUUAAUUAAGAGAAUUUGUUCAUAAUGAUGUAGAAUAACUUUUGUUGUGUUGAUUCAAAAUGAAUUUUUAUAAGAUGAUUUAAAAUUACAUUUUUUAGUGAUUAAUUUAAUUUUUUUCAAUUUAUAAUUUUUUGUGAUACCUAAUUGAUU
Planococcus citri (citrus mealybug) is the source of this 2204-nucleotide messenger RNA. RefSeq lists its product as uncharacterized. Bases 231 to 1460 code for a protein of 409 amino acids. The record is from RefSeq and is a predicted model, not a curated record. The transcript has 2 exons. NCBI's taxonomy places the organism in Eukaryota, Metazoa, Arthropoda, Insecta, Hemiptera, Pseudococcidae.